AUGGCGGCUAGGGUUAGGGUUAGCCACGAGGAAGAAGGUCUGCUCAACAAUGAAUUGCGAAAAGGACCAUGGACUGCUAUCCAUGGUCAAGGUCGUUGGAACACUCUUUCCCUUCUUGCAGGUCUGAAACGAUCUGGGAAAAGUUGUAGGUUAAGAUGGCUAAAUUAUUUACGUCCAGACCUUCGACGUGGUACAUUUACUCUUGAUGAACAACUCCUGAUUCUUGAACUUCAUUUUCGUUGGGGCAACAGGUGGUCAAAGAUAGCUGAACAUCUACCAGGAAGAACAGAUAAUGAGGUUAAGAACUAUUGGAGGACAAAGGUGCAAAAUUUAGCUAGGCAGUUUCAAUGCCAUGUAAACAGCCCUGAAUUCAGAGAUGUUCUACACCGUAUUUGGAUCCCUAAACUAUUUGAACAAAUUCAAGCUAAUGCAACUGCCACAUCAAAUUACACUAUAAAGGCCCAAAGUGAUGGCCCAACUUAUGAGCCAUGGCAUGGGCUUAAUGAUGCUCAUCAUAACAAUAGCAACAACACACCUAUACACUUGGGUCCAACUUCUCUUGAUCAACAUGAAGAUGGGCCAACUGAUCUAUAUUCAAAGCCCAAUGAGCUAACAGAUUGUUGUGAGGCCCACGUUUUACCCGAGUCCGGUUUAUCUGAUGAUUUGGAUCUAGAUUGGGAGCAGAUCGAUGAGUUUUUAUGGGAGAUGACACUAAACAAUGAUGGGGAUAAUAUGUUGUUCUUGGAACAUCAACAAGAUUAACUUCCAUUAUUAACCGUUUUAAACCAUAUACAUUAGUUAAUUAAAAAGUUAUUUAGGCAAGCCACUUUAUAAUGUAGCAUAUAAAUUGACCUAGUAUCAAACACA
Messenger RNA from Spinacia oleracea (spinach), 867 nucleotides. RefSeq names its product transcription factor MYB2-like. Gene Ontology annotation, biological process: regulation of DNA-templated transcription. Gene Ontology annotation, molecular function: DNA-binding transcription factor activity; sequence-specific DNA binding. The transcript is spliced from 3 exons. The coding region runs from base 1 to 762 and encodes 253 amino acids. Gene Ontology annotation, cellular component: nucleus. NCBI's taxonomy places the organism in Eukaryota, Viridiplantae, Streptophyta, Magnoliopsida, Caryophyllales, Amaranthaceae. The record is from RefSeq and is a predicted model, not a curated record.